GAUUUGAGACUGGAAUUUGUUGUUUUAUUUCGUCGUCAUUAAUAGAUGAAGAAAACCGAAGAUUACAACGUCUCCUGGAUGAGCGUAAUAAAAUGUUAAAUGAACGUGAUGAAAUGUUAAAUGAGAAAGAACUUGAAUUACAGAAUGCUGCCGAUAUUAUUAAAGCUUUAUCCGAUCGUCUUGAACAAUUUCAACGUGACAAUUCUUCACUACGUGAACAAUUAGCUUCUUCUGAUUCAACUUCUAAAAUAUUGUCUGCUAUCUCUAACAAUAUUCAACGUAUUCUUAGAGAUUCUGAUGUUGAAAAUUGUGAUGAUUUAAAAGUUACUUCUCAAUCAAUACCCAAAAUCAUAGAACCUAUUAGACCUCAUUCUAGAACUUUAAAUAAACCUAUGAAUCCUAAUUUAUCACCUUUUUCAUCUAGACAGAUAGGAAUCGCUGGUAAGCGUGACCUUCAAUACGCAAAAAGGGAAGCUGCCGUUAAAGAUGUUAUAAUGGAAGAUUCGGAUGAAAGUGAAACUGAUGAAUUCUUUGAUCAUAAUAAUAAUAAUAUAUCUAACAAUCAAAUUAUGAUGAUGAAAUUACCAAUGAAACUCAACAUGCCUCGACCUUAUAAUUCCUCGAUUCAAUCUUCUGAAACUUUAAAAGAAGCUGAAGUUUAUAAUAAAACCUCACCACGUCGUCUUCGUCGUUAUCGUGGUGAUUCAAAUGAACCUUCUACCAUUACUGUUGAACAGUCCAAAUUUAACUCUACUGAAGGUUCUGGUAAAAAUGGUCAACCGGUUUUGUCAUCAUCACAACAAAUUCCUUUAAAACUUAAUGGUAAUGUUUCUAAUCCUACACAACAACGGUCUCAACCUC
Molecule: messenger RNA, 861 nt
Organism: Racocetra persica
Lineage: Eukaryota; Fungi; Glomeromycota; Glomeromycetes; Diversisporales; Gigasporaceae
Source: the annotation of a GenBank genome assembly